This is a messenger RNA of Neodiprion virginianus, 2228 nucleotides long. RefSeq names its product probable methylmalonate-semialdehyde dehydrogenase [acylating], mitochondrial. Gene Ontology annotation, biological process: L-valine catabolic process; thymine catabolic process. Lineage: Eukaryota; Metazoa; Arthropoda; Insecta; Hymenoptera; Diprionidae. Gene Ontology annotation, molecular function: malonate-semialdehyde dehydrogenase (acetylating, [NAD(P)+]) activity; methylmalonate-semialdehyde dehydrogenase (acylating, NAD+) activity. The record is from RefSeq and is a predicted model, not a curated record. The transcript has 7 exons. Gene Ontology annotation, cellular component: mitochondrion. The coding region runs from base 101 to 1672 and encodes 523 amino acids.
ACACAAAUAGUGCCGCGCAUUGAUUAGACCAACAAGGCCAACCUGCUGCUCGACUCUAUUCCAGUUGAUCAGGCUUCACCAGAGGAAUCACAUCGCCGCGAUGUCACGCCUCGCCAAAAUAUCAAUAUGCGAGCUAAAGAACAAUACCAGGUCUUUCAGCUCCGGCGGUUCCCUCGCGCCGGCCGUCAAAAUGUACCUAAAUGGGAAAUUCGUUGACUCUAAGACGUCGGAAUUCAUCGAUGUCCACAACCCGGCUACAAACGAGGUUGUCUGCAGAACACCAAAAUCGAUGAAAACCGAAAUGGAGAGCGCCGUCGAGUCGGCGAAAGCCGCUUACGAAAAGUGGCGAUGGAGUAGCGUCGUUACGCGUCAACAGGUCAUGCUCAAGUACCAAGCCCUUAUCAGAGCGAACAUGAAAAGAAUCGCCGAGAACAUUGUCGAGGAGAAUGGAAAGACGAUGGUCGACGCGGAGGGUGACGUGCUGCGUGGACUCCAGGUCGUUGAGAACUGCGCCGGGAUCCCGUCUCUCCUCCUGGGGGAAAGCAUGCCGAACAUAGCCACGGACAUGGACACGAUUUCGUACCGGCUUCCUUUGGGCGUGACUGCGGCGAUCUGCCCGUUCAAUUUCCCCGCGAUGAUUCCAUUGUGGUCAAUACCGGUUUCCGUCGCCUGCGGCAACGCGGUUAUCAUAAAACCGUCCGAGAGAGUUCCCGGGGCCACGAUGAUCCUCGCUGAGUUAUUCGCCGAGGCCGGAGCACCGCCGGGCAUCCUCAACAUCAUUCACGGGCAACACGAGGCCGUUGAUUUUAUAUGCGAACAUCCGGACAUCAAAGCCAUCUCCUUUGUCGGCUCGGACCAGGCCGGUAAAUACAUCUACAAGAAGGGUUCCGCCCACGGUAAGCGGGUGCAGUGUAACCUCGGGGCAAAAAACCACUGCGUGGUGAUGCCGGAUGCCAAUAAGAACAAAACGAUAAGUCAGAUCGUCGGGGCAGCUUUCGGAGCGGCGGGUCAACGUUGCAUGGCCCUGUCGACGGCGAUUUUCGUGGGGAAGUCGCAGGAGUGGAUCGCCGACAUCGUCAGCGCUGCUAAGGGCCUCAAAGUGAACGCCGGGCAUGUUCCAGGCGCCGAUCUGGGCCCGGUGAUAUCGCCGCAGAGCAAGCAGCGCAUCCUCGACAUCAUCGACGCCGACCUGAAGAAGGGCGCCUCGCUUCCGCUCGACGGAAGAGGCGUCGAGGUACCGGGAUUCGAGAAGGGCAACUUCGUCGGGCCGACCGUCAUCACCGGCGUCAAACUCGACAUGCGUUGCUACAAGGAGGAGAUAUUCGGACCUGUUCUUGUCUGCAUCAACGCCGACACUCUGGAUCAGGCCAUCGACAUCAUCAACGCCAAUCCGUAUGGAAAUGGAACAGCUAUUUUCACCACCAACGGCGCAACUGCCAGGAGCUUCACUCAUCGGGCUGACGUCGGUCAGGUCGGCAUCAACGUUCCAAUUCCGGUACCGCUUCCGAUGUUCAGCUUCACCGGCAGCAGGGCUUCAUUCCUUGGAGAUAAUAAUUUCUAUGGGAAAUACGGAAUUAACUUCCUCACGCAGACGAAGACGAUCACGCAGCUCUGGCCCUCGGCGGAUGCGACACACGUAACAUCGGCGACCGCAAUGCCCACGAUAAAUUGAAUUCGAAAAUAAAAAAUUGAAGAGAAAACGAGGAGACGAUGUUCCGAAAAGGCUGAUACUGUUGGGUACCGAAUAAAUUUUUUUUCCGAUAUACGGAGCGACCGACGUUUGUGUAAAAUGGAUUAAUAACACCGUCUGCGUGCAGACAAUUGAUUUAUAUUUACUAACGUGGAUUGAAACAGGCACAGGUGUGGAUAGGCGCAGCACUUGGUACCGAGUCGAACCACAACUAGCUUUUAGCCGGUCUGAGGCUGGUAGGUAUUAAAUCGAUUCCGCAUAAAGUUUAAUUCUUUAACCAACGUUGAAAGGAGGCGGAAGAGAAAUGUGCAGAAAAACCGUAUUCCGAGUAGGAGAUCUGAAGGUCCUUUGAAAAUCAAUUCAUGCGAAAUAAAACCCCAGUGCUGUCACAGAUAUACCAAAGAUAUGCACGCAAAGUACGGCCACGGUAUAGAACUAAGUUCAUUCAUUUUAUCACACGAUAAGGUCUUCCAUUUAGGUAUACAUACACAAUGUACGUACGUAUGCAUGUAGGUAUAACACGGAGUUGCGUAUCGCC